This is a messenger RNA of Haliotis rufescens (red abalone), 1118 nucleotides long. Its product is annotated as collectin-12-like. The coding region runs from base 301 to 945 and encodes 214 amino acids. NCBI's taxonomy places the organism in Eukaryota, Metazoa, Mollusca, Gastropoda, Lepetellida, Haliotidae. The record is from RefSeq and is a predicted model, not a curated record. The transcript has 3 exons.
AAAGGUAAAAACAUGAAGGCUGCCAUGUUGCCUGGAUAAUAUAUAACAAUAAAAGAUACACUUAUAUUUUUAACUCUUGAUCAGUUGAGACAUCUAUUUUUCACAUUGCCUGAUGUUUGCUUUCAAAACCCUGUGCACACAUCCUAUUUCCGACAUGAAGUUAAAUGGACUCUCAGCGAAAACGGCAUUUAUCUCGUUAAUGGAAACACAAAUAUAGUCAAUAUCAAGCUGUGUGACGUACUUUACUAGUUAGGCCAAAGCAUAUGAGAACCCUAAGUCGUUGCUGCACAGGACACCGCCAUGUUGACAUUCUCCUUGUUCUUCACUGGGUACAUCGUGGCUAACAUUGGCCCAUUCUUGCCUGGUGUCACCCUCAAAGAAGGAUGCGCACACGCCUGUGGAAACCAUCCAAACUGCUCCUCAUUCUUUUAUGACGUCAACACUCAUGAGUGCUACCUGGAGAAGUAUGUGUACGUUGCAAGUCACCAGCUCGAGGGUCGGAGUGGUGUUCAAUACUAUUCUCUGAGGAACAAUGCUUGUCCCGCCACCUACAUCUACAGUCGUUUCACAAACCAGUGUCUCAGGGGGCAUACAUCUUCAAGCAUGCGUUUUCCAGACGCCAAGAAACUGUGUAUGGAGAACUCAGGACAUCUCGCCUUCAUAAGAUCUGAGGAGGACAACAAACAAGCUUCCAUUGUUGCAAACGACAGAACUGUAUGGAUCGGUCUGGAGCGCGCUAACAUCCAUGUUGCUUGGCGCUGGACAAACGGACAGGCCCUUUGGUCAUACAGCAACUGGAAUCCCGAAAUGGAGAAUGCAACUGAUCAGAUUUAUGGCAGGAUGUUUGUUUCUGGCAUAUGGGGUGCCUAUGGAAUUAUUGGGAAGUUACAUGCUCUCUGUGAGAUUGACGUUGAGGUGAAUGACGAUGCACCUUGGUGCAUAUAGAUGCUCAUGUAUUAUGUAUGUAUUGAAUAUAAUAUAUCAACUACCAACCAUGUCUGAAGAUGGAGCGUUACAAUUCUGUUUCUACAAACAGGGUAGUGAUAUAUUAUAUAGCACAGAAAGCGUGAUAACGAGUCUCGUACCCAUUAUGUUCAGUAUUGUGCAAAACACUUACA